AUGGCACUACGACUAGUUUUACUUAUGGUUUUAACUCUCGUAGAUUUAACGCAUUCCUCAAAUAGCAGUCGUUCAGCCGUUGUGCAAUGUCCAGCUGGUGAACCGAUAUCAAAUUCUAUUGAUACAACAAUAACAGGCACAUUGGGUGCAAAUUUCACAUUUGACUGUAAACCUGGUUUCAGUAAGUUUGGUCCCACUGGAAAUAUGACUUGUGGGACAGAUGGACAAUGGAACAUAGACACUGCAUGUGAAGAAGUGCAAUGUCCAGCUGGUGAUCCGAUAACCAAUUCUACUGAUACAACAAUAGUAGGCACAUUGGGUGAAAAUUUCACGUUUGACUGUAGACCUGGUUUCAUCCCUCAAAAUUAA
Molecule: messenger RNA, 369 nt
Organism: Lottia gigantea (owl limpet)
Lineage: Eukaryota; Metazoa; Mollusca; Gastropoda; Lottiidae
Exons: 4
Coding region: 1-369 (122 amino acids)
Source: RefSeq, a predicted model, not a curated record